UGUCAGGACGUCUGUGCGUUUUCUUGACGGUCUGCUUUUUGCAAGAGCUUGCGGCAUCAAGUGAAGUCUUAAUGCAUAAUGCCUUAAAUAAAUGAAAAUUAGGCUCCAGAAGCAUAUAAAGAAAAUCAACAAAUACUCGCUAGUCACUGUUAUAACAGAGCAACGCCGUAGAUAAACUGCUAAAUCAUUAACUCCGAAUUACGGUUGCGAAACCUUUAAACAAGAUAUUUAAUUAGUUCAAGGCAGGGCUCAUAUUUUGCAGCACGCACAGGAUUGCAGUUACGUAGCUUACAGAGUAGCCCAUCAUCGUUGUUACGUGGGAACAGCGAGGCAAGUCGGAGCAACACCAGUAUGGCCGCCUUGCGUGCAGCCAAGCAAGCUUUGAGAAAAGAAAUAAAGAAACGAGUUGCAGCGCUUGGAAAUGAGGAGAAACUUCGCCAAUCGCGUAUCGUUACACAAAAGCUACUGAAGCAUCCCAAGUAUGAGCAGUGUCAGAGAAUAGCAGUGUUCCUCAGCAUGAACGAUGAGGUGCACACCGAGGACAUCAUCGAGGACAUGUUCAGGAGGGGUAAAGACUGCUUCAUCCCCCGUUACUUCUCCAGUGGCAGUCACAUGGACAUGCUGAGGCUGGCCUCAGUCCAGGACAUACAGUCUCUGCCGCUCACGUCCUGGAACAUCCGUCAGCCCGGGGAUGAGGAGGACAGAGAGGAGGCUCUGGCCACAGCAGGAGGCCUGGAGCUGAUCCUGAUGCCUGGACUGGGAUUCGACAAGAGCGGGAAUCGGCUGGGCCGCGGCAAAGGCUUCUACGACACCUACCUGGAGCGCUGCACGAGGCAUGCCAAAGGCAAGCCCUACACUAUCGGCCUGGCCUUCAAGGAGCAGGUCUGCCAGAAGGUCCCCGUGGAUGAGAAGGACAUCCUCAUCGAUGAAGUCCUGUAUGAGGACAUGUAGACGGAUCAAUGGGACGUCAGAUGUGCCCUCUGAUGGGUCUGUACUCCGUUAAAGGCCUGACCCGUUUCAUCAAGUGCCUUUUUAAGACUCGGGUAGUCAUUAUUUUGUCUAGAUUUGUUCCAUUCUGCUUGGUGCCAGCAAUGGCAUUAUGCAGUCCAUUUUCUGCUCUUCGAGACUACCCAACCUUUAUUGUGCAAGCAUCCAAAAACAUUGACUUAAAUUAACUUAUGCUGUUCGUACUUGCUGCAGUGCAAAUAUUGGUCUCUUUAUUUGCUGACUGCCUUAAAUAGAGUCUAGCACUGAUAUACCAGAGAUGUGUAUUUCACUGCUGAUUCAUUCAGUCCUGUGAAAAUCUAAUGUAAUUCUUUAUUAAGAUAUAGCAAAAAGUUCCUGUGUGUAGUAGCUAUACAAGUAUUUAAUUUGUGUGUGAUAUUAUCACCCCCUGUGAAUGGAUUAAACACCUAAGAAAAUAAAGAAGCAGCUAAAAAAAAGCCGAUGUGACACUCAA
Messenger RNA from Conger conger (European conger), 1459 nucleotides. RefSeq names its product 5,10-methenyltetrahydrofolate synthetase (5-formyltetrahydrofolate cyclo-ligase) (gene mthfs). Lineage: Eukaryota; Metazoa; Chordata; Actinopteri; Anguilliformes; Congridae. The transcript is spliced from 3 exons. The coding region runs from base 352 to 951 and encodes 199 amino acids. Gene Ontology annotation, cellular component: mitochondrion. Gene Ontology annotation, biological process: tetrahydrofolate interconversion; folic acid-containing compound biosynthetic process. Gene Ontology annotation, molecular function: 5-formyltetrahydrofolate cyclo-ligase activity. The record is from RefSeq and is a predicted model, not a curated record.